ACAGAAUGCCAGACUGAAUGUUGAAAUAGAUAAAUGUAACCUGAAGUAAAACCUAUUCGAAAGCAAAAUUUAUAACACAAUAUAGCUGAUGAAUCAACAUUUUAGCUGUGAGCCUGAUAAGCCUGACAGUAAUAAAAUGAUAAUGUCUUUUUAACAGGCAGAUUUGGAGGCUGCUAGUGGAACCAUUGUUUACAUUUUGAAGACACAGCAGAAUGGUGGUGGAGGUGGAGAGUUUCUUCGGUGUUUACAUGCUGUAUUGCAUUAACCCCAGAUUUAAAGGACGGAUCUAUAUCGGCUUCACUGUCAACCCGGAGCGCAGGAUCGGACAACACAAUGCUGGACGGCACCGAGGAGGAGCGGUGAGGACUAGCGGGAGAGGACCUUGGUAUGUAGGACUGGAUACGGACAGAACUGCAUGAUGGACUCACUACAUUAACUUUUAAUAUCCCAAAUAUAUCCAUUUGUUUUCCUCAUCAGGGAGAUGGUCCUCAUCAUACAUGGCUUCCCCUCUGAUAUCGCAGCCCUGAGGGUACGUGCACAGUAAAACACUGAAGAGUGUUUUUAGAGGUUAAAACUGAACAAAGACUCUUGGAUAUAAGUUCACACAGCUCUGUAGUGCAAGUCACCACAUGUGCUCAAAAUCACUUAGAAAGCAACAUGUGCUGCUCUCCAGAUAAUGACAAACCACAUCUGGGAAGAUGCAUAGCUCUGUAGUAGGAGAGUCCUGCGGCCAAACCGGCCUGUCUGUACUUUUAAAAUAUGUUAUAAAGAAAGAUUAAAACUUAUUAAAAUCAAAGAUCUUAGAAGGAUAAUUAUUCAAAGUGACAGUGUUUGUUUCUCGGGGGUUUUUAUGUCAGUAACACAUCAGGGUUAAUCAAGUCAGUUAUUGUUGUGGAAUUUCAAUCUUCUUUGUGUUUAAUCAUAAAAUAUUUUGUGUCUUGAUAUUUCUAGAAGUAUUAAGGUCCUUACACACUGGGGCCGACGCGAAUGUAGAACGCGAAAUUACGAAAUAUUCGGAGGCGAAUUUUGACGCGCCUGACUAUACACAUCAAGCCCUAUGCAAUUUUGCGGGGAGAAACGACGUGUCCCGAGCAUAGACUGUAUAUAGAAUGGACAGCGUCUGCCUCCCUCGCUGGGUGAAGCCACUCUGAGAACAGCACCCUCUGUUGAUGGGCUGCAGUAUAGGUCAUAAAUCCCGCCUCCGCUAGCAAAGCUUAUGGGACUAUGGACAAACUUUAGAAAUUUAUUACACAGAGCAUGAAUUUUUCUCUCCCCUGCUUGUGAUGUUGACAUGUAGUUAUUGUAAGACUGGUUUCUGCUGAAGUCCUCUUUUUUCUGUACAGCUCCGUUUUUAAAAGUUAUUAGGGGGUUCAUGUUUUCUAUGAUUGACACUUGGUACAGCCUAUGGGCGUUCAGGGAUUGCGUAGCUCACCUGGGGGGAUACGUUGUUUGAGCUGAGCGUCAUCACAGUGACUCCCGGUGACUGCACGGCCGAAUGCGGAAGUAUUGAGAGCUUUUUGGCUUCAAAUCCAUAUACAGGCGGUAGGCGGAACCAAGUUGUCCAUCGUAUAUACAAUCUAUGGUCCCGAGGAAGACUGUUGUCGGGGGAAAAAAUAUUGACGUCCGAAAUAAUUGCAUGUAAAAAAUGGUCCCGGUGUGAAAGGACCUUAAUAGUUAAAAGGAUUAUAGAUGAUUUCCUUACUCUGAGAUUGUUUUAUCACUUAAGGCUUCUACAGACACAAAACCACUUUAUUAUUUAAUAUAUCAGUUGAUUUAUUUUUUUUAAAUAGAUGAUUUCAUUCCUCAUGUUUCCAGUUUGAGUGGGCGUGGCAGCACCCUCACACCUCUCGCCGUCUCUCCCACGUGUCUCGGCGCUCCAGGAAAGAGUCCAGCCUUCAGUUCCACUGGCGUGUGGUCUCAAACAUGCUGCGGGUGGCACCGUGGAAUAGGCUGCCACUGACGGCCCGCUGGCUCAAACAGGAGUACAGGAUGGACUUUGAACCCAGCCUGCAGCCGCCACUCCACAUCCCCAUCGCCUUUGGGAGCGUGAGAGCGAAGAAGAAGAAGCAGCUGCCGCCCCCUGCAGGAGAGGAGGAAGAGAAGGAGGAGGAGGGUCAGUGUUUCCUCUGCAGAAGAUUCAUUAAGGUCAGUUUAAUUUGACUUGAAAAUACCCGUGGAAACCUUGGAAAUAAUAACCUGGAGUGUUUGUUUUUCCUGUCCUCAGAAGUCAGAGGAGCUGAGCUGUUUCCAUCCGGCCUGUUCGAUGAGCAGUCAUGUGAUCUGCCUUGCCAAACUCUUCCUUAAAUCAGAGCCAUCUCACCUCCUGCCAGUGGAGGGUGAGUGUCCGGCAUGUAGGCGCUCUGUGCUGUGGGGGAGUCUGAUCCGACACAAACAGGGCUGCUUUGGAGACCUAGAAGAGAUUGGAGCGUCUGGGUCUCAGGUGAGGGAGGAGAUGGUCAGAUACAGCUGAUCUUUACAGAAAUAUGUGACUAAAAUGUAAACUCGUUACUUUUUCCCACUCAGAGUCACUCCAGGAUUAAAAACAAUGAUUUUUAGAGCUGCUCUUAUGUAAUUCUAUCCCUGUUUCCUUCUCUGCUCUCUCACAGAGUCACUGGGCGGAUGAGCUGCAGGCUUUAGGAAGCUGAUUCUGCAAAAAAUGAACUUUGAGUUCCUUCCUGAUGAAAUCUGGAGCCACAAGUUCAGUUUUUUGAAAAGAGUGAUGAAGAAACAGAAAAACACUUUUUCACAUCAAGCACAGAAAUUGAUCCAGCACGAAGAUCUGACUUCUCUCCACUGGGUGUUUUUAAAAAUCGUGAUCAUGAAACAUUUUUAAAGCAUGCUAAAUGUGUAUAAAAAAGAAAAAAGGUUUUAAUGCAUUUUGUAACAAAUAAAAUAUUUUUUUAGAGUAAAUUAAUCGUGUCUCAGUCAUACAUUCAUACAGUAGAGACAGCUCAGACCAGUCUGUUUAUUGAAAGGAAACGUUAAUAUUAAAGCUGAUAUUUUUAUGCUGGCUUGUUUAAAAAGAGGCUUAUCUUUCAAAAUAAACUAAAUUUGUUUUUUUAAAAGUAUUUAAAAACAGGGAAUAAAGAAAAACAUAAAAACACUUUAACAGUUGAAUUUUGGUGCUUUUCUGGCCCAAAAACUUGUUUCUGCUGCAGACAAGUUUUCAGUUUGUUAACAACAGAAGCAGGUGACAAAGUGAAUUUUGACCACUUUCCAACAUUAUAUGAGAAAUAUUUAAUUUCAACAAAAUGUUUCAGCGUGUUGGAACAGAAGACAACCAUCAUUCUCCAAGAUCACUUUAUUGAAUACCUGUGAAUGUCAGUCACAAAAAAACAAGCAAUAAAACUUUAAUUUCAUCAGAGUGUAAAGGCAUUUUUUACAGGAUUCGACAAAAGAAAAAAAAACAUUUAAACCUUAUUUAUUAUAUUUUUGAUUUCUUUUUGCUGAGCAGAAAAAAGAUGUUUGAGUUCACAAAAAAGGAAACCUCAGAUAAAUAGAGCAACACAAGGAUGAAGAUGAAUGUUCAAAACUCGGUACCUGAGAAUCAUUUAGACCCAAAGAAAAUUAAAAAACAGGCAGAUGUUGAAACUUGAGACUGUCCGGAAAAGAACUGACUAAGUUCUUUUUGAGAAUAAUAUAGGCUACAUCUUUAAAACGUUAUUAACUGAUAGCAUUUGUUAAUGACAGUAAUAAGCUCCACUCUUCUGUUGAGUCUCUUCAUGACUGAGGUCAGCUGACGCUUUCAACCAACACCUGAGGGAUGACAGAAGGAGUGCCACAGUGAUGGACCAGAACAGAGAGACAGAAACACUCACUUCAGGGUGCCAAGAUCUUGAGCGGUACUACAUCAUCCACUAGCUGUGGCUGUUGACACGAAGACUGGGGGGACUGACUACGAAACAUGGACCAAGUUAACUGGUAAUAGAACCCGUAUGUCAGCAUUUCCUUCUUUUUUUAUACAUAUAUAUCCUCUUGCGCUAUUGUGUUAUUCUCUUUCUUAAAGAAGAAGUGAAAUUAACUGAACUGAAAAUUUUGCAAUUUACAAUGUUUAUUUUACAGAUGUUAAGGCAGUGUGUGAAACAAUAAAAGAUCCCUUUAUCAUAAUGAUUUGAUUGUCUGGCACAGUGUUAGUAUAAAAGCAAUGAUUAGUGCGGCUUUAACGCUGUGUUUGUGGCUGUUCAUCUGUCCUCUUCAUCCUCAUUGUUGGACAGGAGGGGCUUGAACUGUGAUCACCGGCUGAGAGGAACAACAAAAAAAAAAGGGAAAAAGAGUCAAAUUAAAAGGUUGACUCCUUCAGACUGGGCUGAAUUUUAAAAUUUCUUAUGAAGUUAUAAAAAAUAUACAUAUACUAUUGAUAUCUACAGUAUACUAUAUACGAUAGGCUAAUGCUCUUCAUGCCGACAGGAGAACAUUUUCGAAGUGAAACCAAAUCGUAUUCUCUGCAUUUUAAAUCGGCCGGGCCCUAAAAUAAGCUUAAUAUGUAUAAGAAAGAGAGAUACCUGUAAAAUUAAGGAGAUAAACACUUGUUUGUAUCAUGCAAACAUUUCACAGUGGUUUCACCUGCAUGGGUGAAGAAUUGAUCAUCCAGUUAGAUAAGUCACCGUCUGUUUUCACUCACCAUUUUUGGAGCUGGAGCACAGCAGUUGACCACCUUGCAGCAGUAAGCGGCUAAAGUCACAGAGAUGGCCAUCAAACAAACAUUAAUCAGCACACCUUCAGCGUGGAAAUGGGACUGUGUGGACUUCAAGAGGAGAGAGGAUGACAUGAAAACAAGAUAAAAUACACAGUUGUGUUUACUGAGGUGAUUUCAGGACUUCAAACUCUGAAAUAACUGUUGCUGACGUUUUAUGUGUGAGAUUUUAAAAAGUAAAACAGUAAGAUUUAUGUAAGUUCAUUUAACUUUAUAGUAAAUCAAGGUUUUUGACUCACCACAACUUUGUGGCAGGUUUCUCUGAUGUGAAGGGUGUUGUUGUCAUCACCGUAGUACCAGCAGGAGUAAUAUAUCAUCUCCAUUUUGACAAUAUUGAAGAUCAUGUUGAAGACUGAAGCUACACAUGCCACAAUCUGCAUCCCCAAACAUGCUCUGAGCUGACACAUGAAAAACAAGAGUGGAUCUAUCAGCAUAAGUAUUUGAGUUUCCUGUCUGCUCCUUCUCUGUGCUAGACGCUGACUAAAAGAGCUCCAUACAUCCUUCAUUCAAGCUUUGACUGACUAAAAAAAAGCUGAAAUACAAGUUUACUGAUUGAUGAUGACUCACUGUUGGCAGGUGGAGGUUCUGUGCUGCUACAGCCACGCUCCCCGCGAUAAUAACCUGAGAAGGACAUAGACAUCACACCGUCUAAAUGUCGUCAACAUUAGGACCAAGAGUGGAGGUCAAAAGGCUGAAAAAACAACCUGCUGGAGGGGAGAACCAAAGUCAGCUCAGCAGGAGAAGGACACGACAAAUAAAAAGUGAACUUUGAUGAUGAGAGGUGUCUACAGUCAAUAUAGAAGUCAGACCUUAUGACCCGUGUUAGUCCACGCAGUCCUGUAAUGCACCUGUUUAUACUGUAAGUUUGACUCUCACACAUAUGUCAAUUUUCCUCUAUCCCUUUAUCACUGUCGCCCAUCUUCUCAUCAUCUAUUUUGAUUUUUGGUUGCACAGGUGGUUGACAGGUGCUCACCAGUACACAUGCAAUGAUGAAGGCGAUGUCUCCGCCCGGUCGGCCCAGGUCAUUGGCCAGAAACACGCUUGCGCAGAUGAUCUGAUAAGCGCUCAUGCCGAUCUGGGUGACCUGGAACAGCACAGAGAGUACCUCAUAUUUAAAUAUCACAAACUCGUGUUUGAUGUCAUCUCAAAAACACACUUUCUUCGACACUCGGGGCAGCUCACCCCCAGAAACUUGGGUUCAGCCUCCAGGUAUUUGCGCUUUCUGUUGACGUUUCUCUGGAAGGAAAUUUCGACCAGAGGACUCUGAUUCGGACUGACUCCCUCCUCCACCACCGCAUCUUCAUCUGAGUGUGCAGCUGAAAACAACACCUGGAUCUCAUCACUCUAGCACAAACAUGCCUCUCCACAUUCAGACCCUCACUUGAAGUAUUUAGAUAUAAUUGAAGAGCGUCUUUUUUUUACCUUCCAUAGUCACAGAAAGUCCGUUAAAUCCUCCGCAGACAGAUCUCUUCCCGUUUUUUGAGGUUAUACAUGCUACAGGAAGUUUUGCAACAACCUUUCGGAUCUGUCCAAGUCCCGCCCCGAGCCCGUCCUGUCAGCUACCCACGUCCAGCUGCAAGGAUGUUUGAGACCAGAGUCCGGAUUGGCUGGUUCUAUUUACUUCUAUUUGACAUAGCCUAAAGAUAAAUAAGGAGCUAAUGGAUGAGGACUAAAUACACAUUUACCUCCAUAAUUGCAGCUUCUCUGAUAAAGUACUAAAAUCCAACUAUUUUAUAAUGAAUUUAUUAAAGAAGCUAAAACACUGUUUAUGUAAAACAAGUUUUUAUGUCGAGUUAAUGAAAAUAAAAUAGUUUAUAUGAGAAAACUUUGAUACGUAGAGAUAACGAGAUAAUAAGUCGUUAUCAUAGACUGUAUAUAGAAUAGACGUCAUCUGUCUCCUCGCUGGGUAAAGCCACCCUGAGAACAGCACCCUCUGGUGACAGGCUGCAGUAUAGGUCAUAAAUCCCGCCUCCUCCAGCAAUCUCUAUGUAGUUGUGGACAAACUUUAAAAAUUAAUUACACAGAAUAUAAUUUUUUCUCCCCUCUGCUAGUGAUGUUGACAUGUAGUUACUGUAAGACUGGUUUGUGCUCAGGUCCUCUCAUUUCUGUACAGCUCAGAUUUUUAAAAGUUAUUAGGGGGUUCAUGUUUUCUACGAUUGACACUUGAUACAGCCUAUGGGUGUACAGAGAUUGUGUGGCUCGUCUGGGGGGAUACACUGGUUGAGCCGAGCGUCAUCACAGUGACUCUCCUGCCGAAUGCGCACGAUGCUACUGCGUAAUGUUGGUUUCAGGAAACAGAGAGAAAAUGCAGAAUUACCGAGAGCUUUUUGGCUUCAAAUCCAUAUACUGGUGGAAGGCGGAACCAAGUUGUCCAGAGUAUUUACAGUCUAUGGUUGUUAUCACUGGAUAACUGUGCAUGAAAAGAAAAAUCCAUGGCCGUUCUCGUCUUCCUUAUGGAGCCUUUUUAAAAGUGUGACAAAACCAUAAUAUGAUACUGCAAAUAAUUUACACCCUAUAUUCAACAAAACCACUCAAUCUUUAUUUGUAGCCUAUAGGACUUUUCAUACAAGGCAAUGUAGCACAAAGUGAUUUAGACAGAAGAAGAAUAAAAGAAAGAUAGAAAGAACAAUUAAAAAAAAACAAUACAUUCAAUUUUUUUUUACCUCUGUGUGAAAACUAUAUACUAAUUUAGUCUACAUUUGAAUUAAACAUGUUUCAGAGAUGGAACAAAAGACGCCAAUCAUUUUCCAAAAUUAUUUAUUGAAUACUUGUGACAGUCACAAAAAAAAAACAACUUAAAUUUCAUCAGAGUUUGGAGGCAUUUUUACAGGAUUUGACGAAAAAUAUAUAUAUAUUUAAUCGGUAAUGUCUGCGCACAGAUGGUUCUACCAUCCUAAAACUACCAUGAAGCCCAUAAUAUUCAAAAAAUCAUUUCUUAUUGUUGAGCAGAAAAAAAGAUGUUUGAGUUCACAAAAAAGAAAACUUCAGAUAAAUUGAACAACACAAAAAUGAAGAUAAAUGUUUAAAACUCAGUACCUGAGAAUCAUUUAGACCCAAAGAGAAGUAAAACAACAGGCAGAAUUGAAAUAUGUCUGUCUUUAAACUCUGAUUUUAGUUCAUUUUAAGUACAAAAUACAUCUUUAAAAAGUUAUUAAAAGGUAGCAUUUGUUAAUGACAGUAAUAAGCUCUACUCUUCUCUUGAGUCUCUUCAUGACUGAGGUCAGCUGUCGCUCACAACCAACAUCCAAGGGAAGACAGAUGGAGAGCCACAGUGAUGGACCAGAACAGAGAGACAGAAACACUCACUUCAGGGUGUAAAGAUCUUCAGUGGUCCUACAUCAUCCAGCGACUCUGACUGUUGACACGAAGACUGGAGGACUGAUUACAAAACAUGGACCAAGUUAAGUGGACUGGUACCCUACAUAUGAGCAUUUACUUCUUUUUCAUCCUCUCAUGUUGUCGUGUAAUCCUCUUUCUUAAUGAAGGAGUGAAAUUAACUGAACUGAAAAUUAGGGUAAAUUAAUGGAUAAACUACAGGGUAUUUGUGAAUUUGUGAUGAACUGUGAGGUGAAUUUCUGGACUGGACUCUGAAUUUUUUUGAAAGUGGCAUCUGUUUUUGUUUGAUUUUUAAACACUAACGCCUAAAAUCGACUCUGACUCUGUUUGUGGCUCUUUGCUGCCUUAAGAGAGUGGAUAUUGUUGGUUGUUUGUGUCAGUAAUAAGCACAAAAGAAGGUUUUUCAAGACUCUUCAGACUAAGAGAGGAAGUUGACCCUGAUCUCAAUGUUAAGAGGCUCAAAAAUGUCUAACUGGCCGUCACAAUGACAGGAAUCUGUGAGUUAAUAACACAACUCUCACAUUCACAGUGAAAAUUAUAAAAAGAAAGACCAGAGUGUGCAGAGUAUUUUUUAUAUUUCACCUAUAACCCACAGGACUGUAGAGGUCACUUUUCAGUCACUUUCUCCUGCUUGGUAACCCCAGCUGUUAUCUCUCUUUGUGAGUCUGCGCCACAGUUUGUGAUUAUUAAAUCUUUCUUUUUAAGGAAAGUUCAGUUAAAGGAGAUCUCUGCAGGUUAACCUUUAAAAUUGGAAAGUCAUGUCAUAUAUUUGCAACUUCAGAUGAUUAUUGAUUCUGUUUUUAGCUUAAAUGCUGCUCUGUGCUUCAGUGCUCAUUUCUAACUGUACUUUGCAGAUGUUAAGGCAGUGUGUGAAACAUUAAAAAGAUCCCUUUGUCAUAAUGAUUUGAUUGUCUGGCACAGUGUUAGUAUAAAAGCAAUGAUUAGUGCGGCUUUAACUCUGUGUUUGUGGCUGUUCAUCUGUCCUCUUCAUCCUCAUUGUUGGACAGGAGGGGCUUGAACUGUGAUCACCGGCUGAGAGGAACAACAAAAAAGACAUGAAAAAAGAAUAAAAUCAAGAGGUUGACUCUGUCAGACUGCAUUUUUUUAGUGCUUCUACUUAAAAUGAAGAAUUUGCCUUCUAGGAUUUUGUUGCAGCCUGUUUAACAGCUGCAUGAAUAAGCUUAAUAUGUAUAAGAAAGAGAGAUACCUGUAAAAUUAAGGAGAUAAAUACUUGUUUGUAUCAUGCAAACAUUUCACAGUGGUUUCACCUGUAUGGGUGAAGAAUUGAUCAUCCAGUUAAAUAAGUCACCGUCUGUGUUCACUCACCAUUUUCGGAGCUGGAGUGCAGCAGUUGACCACCUUGCAGCAGUAAGCAGCUAAAGUCACAGAGAUGGCCAUCAAACAAACGUUUAUCAGCACACCUUCAGCGUAGAAAUGGGACUGUGUGGUCUGCAAGAGGAGAGAGGAUGACAUAAGAAUAGGAUUAAAUACACAGUUGUGUUUACUGAGGUGAUUUCAGGACUUCAAACACUGAAAUAACUGCUGCUGACGUUUUAUGUGUGAGAUUCUAAAAAGCCAAACAGAAAGAUUUAUGUAAAUUCAUUUAACUUUAUAGUAAAUCAAGGUUUUUGACUCACCUCAACUUUGUAGCAGGUUUCUCCAAUGUGAAGGGUGUUGUUGUCAUCACCGUAUUGCCAGCAGGAGUAAUAUAUCAUCUCCAUUUUGACCAGAGUGAAGAUCAUGUUGAAGACUGAAGCUACACAUGCCACAAUCUGCAUCCCCAAACACGCUCUGAGCUGACACAUGAAAAACAAGAGUGGAUCUAUCAGCAUAAAUAUUCUAGUUUCCUGUCUGCUCCUUCUCUGUGUUAGACACUGACUAAAAGAGCUCCAUACAUCCUUCAUUCAAGCUUUGACUGACUAAAAAAAAGCUGAAAUACAAGUUUACUGAUUGAUGUGUUGACUCACUGUUGGCAGGUGGAGAUUCUGUGCUGCUACAGCCACGCUCCCCGCGAUAAUAACCUGAGAAGGACACAAACAUCACACAGUUUAAAUGGCGUCAACAUCAGGACCAAGAGUGGAGGUUCAGCUUCAACAAAAGGCUGAAAAAACAACCUGCUGGAGGGGAGAACCAAAGUCAGCUCAGCAGGAGAAGGACACGACAAAUAAAAAGUGAACUUUGAUGAUGAGAGGUGUCUACAGCCAAUAUUUAGUUUACACUUUGUCUCACUGUCUGUUGUUUUGUGGCUGUUUGUCCAGCUGAAGGUCAAUUUAAACUGCAUUUAUCCGGUUAAUUUCAGGUUUUUUUUUUAAAUUACAAAAUUUACACUUUUCUUCCUGCAGUCUUUAAUGAACAUGUGCAUUGAUAGAAGUCAGACCUUAUGACCCGUGUAAGUCAAUGCAGUCCUGUAAUGCACCUGUUUAUACUGUAAGUUUGACUCUCACACAUGUCAAUUUCCCUCUAUCCCUUUAUCAUUGUUGCCCAUCUUUUCAUCAUCUAUUUUGAUUUUUGGUUGCACAGGUGGUUGACAGGUGCUCACCAGUACACAUGCAAUGAAAAAGGCGAUGUCUCCGCCCGGUUCGCUCAGGUCAUUGGCCAGAAACACGCUUGCGCAGAUGAUCUGAUAAACGCUCAUGCCGAUCUGGGUGACCUGGAACGGCACAGAGAGUACCUCAUAUCUAAAUAUCACAAACUCAUGUUUGAUGUCAUCUCAAAAACACACAUUCUUCGACACCCGGGGCAGCUCACCCCCAGAAACUUGGGCUCAGCCUCCAGGUAUUUGCGCUUUCUGUUGACGUUUCUCUGGAAGGAAAUUUCGACCAGAGGACUCUGAUUCGGACUGACUCCCUCCUCCACCACCGCAUCUUCAUCUGGAAACAAACCAGUUCAAAAUCGACAUUUAUGCCGAGCUGAACUCUGGCAAAAAAGACGUGCAUGUAGCCUGUGUGCAGCUGAAAACAACACCUGGAUCUCAUCACUUUAGCACAAACAUGCCUCUCCACAUUCAGAACCUCACUUUAAGUAUUUAGAUAUAAUUGAAGAGCGUCUUUUUUUUACCUUCCAUAGUCACAGAAAGUCCGUCAAAUCCUCCGCAGACAAAUCUCUUCCCGUUUUUUGAGGUUCUACAUGCUACAGGAAGUUUUGCAACAACCUUUCGGAUCUGUCCAAGUCCCGCCCCGAGCCCAUCCUGUCAGCUACCCACGUCCAGCUGCAAGGAUGUUUGAGACCAGAGUCCGGAUUGGCUGGUUCUAUUUACUUCUAUUUGACACAGCCUAAAGAUAAAUAAGGAGCUAAUGGAUGAGGAAUAAAUACAUAUUUACCUCCAUAAUUGCAGCUUCUCUAAUAAAGUAUUAAAGUCCAACUAUUUUAUAAUGAGUUUAUUAAAGAAGCUAAAACACUAUUUAUGUAAAACCCUUUGCUAUGUCGAGAUAACCACAAUUAAAUUGUUUUUACGAGAAAACUUUGUUAUAUAGAGAUAACAAGUCGUUAUCAUUAGAUAGCUGCAAAAAAAGGAAAAACCAUGGUUGUUCUCGUGUUCCUUAUGGAGCCUUUCUAAAAGUGUGACAAAACCAUAAUCCAGUGCUGCAAACAAUUUACACCCUAUAUUCAAUAAAACCAAUCAAUCUUUAUUCGUAGCCUAUAGGACUUUUCAUACAAGGCAAUGUAGCACAAAGUGAUUUAGACAGAAGAAGAAGAAAAGAAAGAUAGAAAGAAAGAAAGAAAGAAAGAAAGAAAGAAAGAAAGAAAGAAAGAAAGGAGAACAGUUCAGAAAACAAUACAUUAAAUGUGGAUAUAAAAAGUCUACACACCCCUGUUCAACUGCCAGGUUUUCGUGAUGUGAGAAAAUGACAGCAAGAUAAACAUUUUCACAACUUUUUCCACCUUUAAUGUGACCUAUAACCUGUACAACGCAAUUGAAAAACAAACUGAAACCUUUAAGGGGAAAAAUAAAAAAUAGAAAAGUUAAAAUUUCCUGGUUGCAUAAAUAUGCACACCCUUAAACUAAUACUUUGUUGCAGCACUCAGUCUUUUUGGGUAGGAGUCUAUCAGCGUGGCACAUCUUGAUAUGGCAAUAUUUGCCCACUCUUCUUUGCAGAACCGCUCCAAAUCUGACAGAUUGCGAGGGCAUCUCCUGUGCACAGCCCUCUUCAGAUCACCCCAAAAAUGUUCGAUGGGAUUCAGGUCUGGGCUCUGGCUGGGCCAUUUCAAAGCCUCAAUCUUAUUCUGGGGAAGCCAUUCUUUUGUUCAUUUAGAUGUGUACUUUGGGUCAUUGUCGUGCUGAAAGAUGAAGUUCCUCUUCAUCUUCAGCUUUCUGACGUCUAAGGACGAAGGUUUUGCGCCAACACUGACUGGUAUUUGGAACUAUUCAUGAUUCCCUCCACCCUGACUAUGGCACCAGUUCCAGCUGAAGAAAAACAGCCCCAAAGCAUGAUGCUGCCACGACCAUGCUUUACUGUAGGUAUGGUAUUCUUUUGGUGAUGAGCAGUGUUGUUUUUGCGCCAAAUAUACCUUUUGCAAUGAUGCCCAAAAAGUUCAACGUUGGUUUCAUCAGACCAUAAGACAUUUUCCCACAUGCGUUGGGGAGAUUUCAGAUGUUUUUUUGAAAAUUAAGCUGGGCUCUGAUGUUUUUCUUUGUUAGAUAAGGCUUCCAUCUUGCCACCAAACCCCAUUGCCCAGACAUAUGAAGACAGCGGGAGCUUGUUGUCACAUGUACUACACGGCCAGUACUUGCCAGAAAUUCCUACAGCUCCCACAGUGUUGCUGUCGUCCUCUUGGUAGCCUCCCUGCCCAGUUUUCUUCUUCUCUUAUCAACAAUUUUGGACGGACGCCCUGUUCUUGGUAAUGUCACCGUUGUGCCAUAUUUACUCCACUUGAUGAUGACAGUCCUCACUGUGUUCCAUGGUAUAUUUAAUAACUUGGAAAUUCUUUUGUAGCCCUCACCUGACUGAUAUCUUUGAAUAAUGAGAUCCCUCUGAUGCUUUGGAAGCUCUCUGUGGACCAUGGCUUGUGCUGAAGAUGUGGCUACAAAAAUGUCAGGAAAUGUCCACUACAACAGCUGGACUUUAAUUGGGGUUGAUCAGAGGCACUUUAAUUGGUGACAGGUGUGUGCCGACUCCAAUUUAACCUGAGUUUGAGUGUUACUGGUUAAAUCUGAACACAGCCACAUCCCCAGUUAUUAAAGGGUGUGCACACUUAUGCAACCACAUGAUCUCAGUUGUUUUUUUUUACUUCAUCUUCUCGAAAGAUUUCAGUUUGUUUUUCAAUUGUGUUUUACAGGUUAUAGGUCACAUUAAAGGUGGAAAAAGUUGUGAAAUUAUUUAUCUUGAUUUAUUUUUUUUAUAUGACAAAAACCUGGCAGUUGAACAGGGGUGUGUAGACUUUUUAUAUCCACUGUGCUAUGAGUUUUUACUUCUGUAUAAAAAAAUAUAUACUAAUUUAGUCUACAUUUGAUUUAAAACAUGACGCCGAUCAUUUUCCAACACUAUUUUAUUGAAUACUUGUGUCAGUCACAAAAGAAACAAACAAUAAAACUUAAAUUUCAUCACAGUUUAAAGGCAUUUUUACAGAUUUCAAUGAAAGGAAAAAAAAUACCUUUAAUCUGUAAUGCCUGUGCACAGAUGGUUCUACCAUUCUACAAUUACUGUAAAGCCUAUAACUUUCAAAAAAUUGGAAUUCAUACAAAAGUGCUAAAUCACAUUUUGAUUUCUUAUUGUUGAGCAGAAAAAAAGAGUUUUGAGUUAAAAAUAGAAACCAGAUAAAUUGAACAACACAAGGAUGAAGAUGAACGUUCAAAACUUGGUAUCUGAGACUCAUUUAGACCCAAAGAAUAUUUCAAAAACAGGCAGAAGUGAAAUAUGCCUGUCUUUAAACUCUGAUUUUAGUUCUUUUUAAGUAUAAAAUACAUUAUUAUUAAAAGGUAGCAUUUGUUAAUGACAGUAAUAAGCUCUACUCUUCUGUUGAGUCUCCUCAUGACUGAGGUCAGCUGUCGCUCACAACCAACAUCCAAGGGAAGACAGAUGGAGAGCCACAGUGAUGGACCAGAACAGAGAGACAGAAACACUCACUUCAGGGUGUAAAGAUCUUCAGUGGUCCUACAUCAUCCAGCGACUGUGGCUGUUGACACGAAGACUGGAGGACUGAUUACAAAACAUGGACCAAGUUAAGUGGACUGGUGCCCUACAUAUGAGCAUUUACUUCUUUUUCAAAAUAUCCUCUCAUGUUGUCGUGUAAUCCUCUUAAUGAAGAAGUGAAAUUAACUGAACUUAACUGAAAAUUUGGGUAAAUUGAUGGAUAAACUACAGGGUAUUUGUGUAUUUGUGAUGAACUGUGAGGGGAAAUCCUGGACUGGACUUUGACUUUUUGGAAAGUGGUAUCUGUUUUUGUUUGAUUUUUAAACACUAACGCCUGAAAUCGACUCUGACUCUGUUUGUGGCUCUUUGCUGCCUUAAGAGAGUGGAUAUUGCUGGUUGUUUGUGUCAGUAAUAAGCCCAAAAGAAGGUUUUUGAGACUUCUCCAGACCUUCAUAGUGUUGACUAAAAGAGGAAAUUAACCCUGAUCUCAGUGUUGAGAGGCUUAAAAAUGUCUAACUGGCUGUCACAAUGACAGGAAUCUGUGAGUUAAUAACACAACUCUCACAUUCACAGUAAAAAAAAUAUAUUAAAAGAAAGACCAGAGUGUGCAGAGUAUUUUUUAUAUUUCACCUAUAACCCACAGGACUGUAGAGGUCACUUUUCAGUCACUUUCUCCUGCUUGGUAACCCCAGCUGUUAUCUCUCUUUGUGAGUCUGCGUCACAGUUUGUGAUUAUUAAAACUUUCUUUUUAAGGAUAGUUCAGUUAAAAGAGAUCUCUGCAGGUUAACCUUUAAAAUUGGAAAGUCAUGUCAUAUAUUUGCAACUUCAGAUGAUUACUGAAAAUAACAUGCAUCAAUACUUAAACAGUGACAGCCCUUAACACAAGGUUUGGAAGCACAGAUGAGCUGCACACAGGGCUAACACACAUGAUCACUUAGUCACGUUUGUGUGAUGGCUAAUUGGCUAAUUGAAUAUUGACCCUCCUCUGAACUCUGUUUUUAGUUUUAAUACUGCUCUGUGCUUCAGUGCUCAUAUCUAAUUGUACUUUGCAGAUGUUAAGGCAGUGUGUGAAACAUUAAAAAGAUCCCUUUGUCAUAAUGAUUUGAUUGUCUGGCACAGUGUUAGUAUAAAAGCAAUGAUUAGUGCGGCUUUAACGCUGUGUUUGUGGCUGUUCAUCUGUCCUCUUCAUCCUCAUUGUUGGACAGGAGGGGCUUGAACUGUGAUCACCGGC
Messenger RNA from Xyrichtys novacula (pearly razorfish), 15331 nucleotides. The record is from the annotation of a GenBank genome assembly. Lineage: Eukaryota; Metazoa; Chordata; Actinopteri; Labriformes; Labridae.